Messenger RNA from Thamnophis sirtalis, 1011 nucleotides. NCBI's taxonomy places the organism in Eukaryota, Metazoa, Chordata, Lepidosauria, Squamata, Natricidae. The record is from RefSeq and is a predicted model, not a curated record.
GUUGGGAAAAGAAGCUGCACAAUGCUGUUUACAGAGAAAUCAGUAUGUUUCCUUUACCUUAUUCUCCAUCAGUGCCUCCCGAACACAUCAAGGAACCUUUGGCUUACAUGAGAAAAGCUCAGGCAAACUGGGAAAAACGUAUUUUGAAGAGCCUAAACAGCAUGUGUAUAGAACUUGGAAUCCCGUUAUCGCAGAAGAGACCGCUGAGUGAGCAAAAGGAACUUUUGAAUAAAUGGAAUGAAAUGGGGACCGAUGAACCAGAUCUAAGUCUCUUCAGGCCAGUUUAUGCACCUAAAGAUUUUCUUGAGGUGCUGAUGAACCUGCGCAACCCAAAUUACGACACCAGCGAGGUGCCUAAUUUCAGAAACCACUUGGGACUAAUUCAGGUCCCACUGAAUGUGAAAGAUAUACCUGAACUGGUAAGCAUCCAUCAGCUUUAUGAAAAUGAACACGUACGGUUGGGUCAAAAAGUUCUUAUGGAGCAGGACAGCGCAGCCGCUCAACAGUACGUGCGUCAAGGCUCCCCCAAUUCAUUAAGAGCAGAGCUGUGGGCACUGAUUCUCAAUAUUUCAACUCGACCAGAGGUAAGUCAGAAAAGUAGAUUGGAAGGACAGGGGUCUGCUUGCUAUUCAUCUGACAUCCUCAAUAGUCCUCGAUUUAUUCAGCCCAAAAUUUCCAUUGUCAAGCAGGACAGUUAUGAAGAUGUGAAAUUGACAGCCAGCAAUGAUGACUACUACUUCGUGUUUGAGGAUUAUUUAUAUCAGGUGUUGCUUUGCUUCUCCCGAGACACUUCAGUGUUGGAACACUUCGAGUACAAUAGUGCUACCCCACCCAGAUCAUUCAUUCGAGGUAAAGACAGGUUUAUUUGAUAUGCCCGAGCCGUACAGAGACUCUGAAGAGACAGAAUAUUUUAUCAUUGUUACUUGAUGGUCUUAAGCGAACAAGGAUUGGGAAAUGAUUCAAACCUUGACUUCUCUGAUUCAUGAUGCCCAAUGCAUUUAAUUACGCCUU